Molecule: messenger RNA, 1350 nt
Organism: Astyanax mexicanus (Mexican tetra)
Lineage: Eukaryota; Metazoa; Chordata; Actinopteri; Characiformes; Acestrorhamphidae
Exons: 7
Coding region: 139-1287 (382 amino acids)
Cellular component (GO): plasma membrane
Molecular function (GO): transmembrane signaling receptor activity
Source: RefSeq, a predicted model, not a curated record
UGAGUAAUUUUAUCUCUUGCUGAGAAAGAGGAACUAAACACACUAACCAGAAGAGACGAGUUUUCUCACAGAGACGACGACUCUUUAUAAACUCAAGAUCAGUUUAAGAAUACUCGUGGAGUGAAGCUGAAGUUCAGGAUGAAGAUCCUCCUCUUCUUCACCUUCUACCUGAUCUCAGGUCCUGUGAGCUGCUUUGAUGUGAUUGGGUAUCCAGGAGGUAGUGUCAUGAUCUACUGCACAAUGCCUAAGAAUAGAGGAUACAAUGGAUAUUUCUGUAAGCAUCCAGGUGAACACUGUGUGUAUAUGAAUCCUGAUAAAUCACCAAACACAUGGGAUCAUAAAGGCAGAGUUUCUCUACAAGAAUCUGGUAGAUUCCUCAUAGUGAUCUACAGAGAUCUGACUUCAAAAGAUACUGGAGUUUAUCAGUGUGGAGAGACUGCAGAGUCAAGACAAUUAAUAAAGCUGGAAAUGAAAACAGAUGAAUGUUGUCAGGGGUCGAGGGUUGGUACUAAAACUGGAGAGACGGUCAACAUCAGCUGCUCCUAUCCUAAGGAUUUUAAAGACAAAACAAAGUACAUCUACAAACUGGAUGGAGAAACGUUUACUCCAGUGAUUAAAACCUCAGACUCUCAUAAAGGAAGAUUCUUCAUCUCUGAUGAUAAAAGCUCUGGAGUUGUCAGGCUGAGAAUCAGUGAUGUGAUAAAAGAUGAUGAAGGAGUUUAUUACUGUGGAGCAUCAGGUGAUGAGGGAGCAGCCAAUUAUGAAACUCUCUUCAAUAAGAUUGGUCUACUGGUUGAAGGUCCAACCCAAAAAAGCACAGCACCAGCACCAACUGCACCAGCAGCAUCAACAGUACCACCAACAGCACCACCAGCACCACCACCAGCACCAACAACAGCACCACCAACAGCACUAACUGCACCAACAACACCAACAGUGACCACAUUAUCUCCAGGUUCCUCUGUCAAGAUCAUCACUGUAAGCAUCUGUGUGGCUCUGCUGCUGAUUGGAGGAUUAAUACUCAUCGUUUUUAUUGUGAUUCUGAAGAAAAGACGAGGCUCCACCCCUUCAGCCAGAACCAAUCAGAGUGACCAUAAAGAGGUUCCUGCUGUGGUCAGUAAAGAUGAAGAGACUGGACUCACCACCCCAACUCCACCCAAAGACCAAGAGAUCACCUACUCCACUGUGAGUUUCCAUAAGAACCCAGGUUCUCCCACUGAUGAUUCAGUUAGCGUUAAUAAGGAGGAACCUGAAACUGAGUACUCCACCGUCAAAAAUCCUAAGUAACUAAGUUAAAGGAGAACUCUGGUAUAAAAUGUACUUUUCUUGUAGUAAAACAUGAUAAAAAGU